Molecule: messenger RNA, 1416 nt
Organism: Gigantopelta aegis
Lineage: Eukaryota; Metazoa; Mollusca; Gastropoda; Neomphalida; Peltospiridae
Exons: 4
Coding region: 169-1416 (415 amino acids)
Biological process (GO): Fas signaling pathway; extrinsic apoptotic signaling pathway via death domain receptors
Cellular component (GO): PML body; mitochondrion
Molecular function (GO): transcription corepressor activity
Source: RefSeq, a predicted model, not a curated record
GGAAAGCGCCGUUAGCUUCUUCGAUAAUAGAUAAUCAAGUCUAUGGUGAAUAUUCACAGUGGAAAAUAUUUAUUUCAUCUCUUUUCAUUUUGAAAGUAAUAGAAUAAAAAGCGUACAUAAUAAAUAAGACAUUAACUUAUUUAUUUGUACAUAACUUUAUUACCGGACAUGUCCGGGACGGUUGAUUCCCAAAGGAAUCAGUUGAUGUCCGAGAUCUGUGGGUCAUCCUGUGACAAGGACUCUGAUAACACUGGAACAAGUAACAGAGUGCACUCAAAGUCUCGUUCUUCUAUUGAAAAACGCACACAUGAUGCGUCUGUUUCAAAUUGUGAGUCUGGUAAAUUGUUAGACAAAUCUGAACUUUCUCAGCCUGAACAUUUUAGCUGCAAUGAACUACAGACAUUCGUUAAAUCAUUGCCGCUUGUCAAUGCUGAUGUUAAAAAAAGUCUGACGUUGUCCAACAGUCGGUGUAGUGUUGGUGCAGGUAGUGAAAACAUUGAUGGUGCUGACAGACACGAAGAGAAGUCAAGCAGACCUGGCGAUGGUCAUGAUUCCAGCACUGCACUGCUACAGCAGAGGGAGGAACGCAUCGAUCUGUAUGGUGAUCCUCUUCAUCUUGGUGAUGGAGACAAUGGCAUAGAGGACCACUCUGGUGGUAGUUUAAAAGACGAUGCUAUAGACCCUCUAGUAAAUGAUCACUUUGCUGAGCCUGGCCGCAAAGUGGAACAAUUGUUGUGUUCAAGAAAUGCAUCCAGAUUCACGGGCAAAGAUACUAGUGUUGAUAUUCAUUCUGACAUUUUGAAUGAUGCCUGCCGUGAAACCGGGAUCGUGUCAGGAUCCAUUAACACAGCAGUGCCUCCCAACCCCGUAUCAUCACCAGGUCAUCACUCGGCAGACAAUAGCUACCUGUCCUCAACCCGGCCUCGUGUUAAAAGCCCAUUGCCAUCACUUGACUUGUACACCGAGAUUGUAUGUGAUGAUGUGGUGCAGCGGGACCUAUCCAACCAGAAGAUACGAAGGCGUUUCUCUGAAGCACAAGACUACAUCCGUUUCCUGCACGAGAAACUGGACACUGUGGAGUCGAGCAGUGAGAAACUCGUCCAGGAGAAUACUAUUCUGAAAAAGAACAUGUCAGCCCUGUUACAGACCUCUCAGACGGAACUCCAGCGUAAAUCAUCGCAGAUUGUGUCACUGAGAACGCUGAAUAAUCCUGCCGUUGUGAAUGCUUUGGCCAAACUACGAAAGAAUGGAAACAAGGAGAAUCCUCUUUCUGGGAGUUCUGAUCACUCAUCUUCACUGAUAUCAGAUGCAAGCUAUGCAUAUUCUCAGUUAUAUGGGGAAUCUUCAACGUCACAGGUAUUGUCUAAUACAGACACUAAUGGUAAAAAGCAGAAGGAUGGCCAACAGUGGUUUUGA